Molecule: messenger RNA, 1361 nt
Organism: Empidonax traillii (willow flycatcher)
Lineage: Eukaryota; Metazoa; Chordata; Aves; Passeriformes; Tyrannidae
Product: coiled-coil domain-containing protein 42-like
Exons: 7
Coding region: 310-1347 (345 amino acids)
Biological process (GO): spermatid development
Source: RefSeq, a predicted model, not a curated record
CAAGCAACUAUUCAGUUGCCAGGGGCAGUUAUGGUCGUUGGAGUGGCCACAGGGCCUGUUAUGGUGGUUUGAGCAGCCACAGGGCCUGUCUGCAGGGCUGGAGUAGCCACAGGGGUUGGAGUAGCCUCAGGGCCACAGGGCUGUAGAGGCCGCAGGUCACGGAAGGUCCCAGAAAAGCAGAGGGGCUCGUCCCGUGCCUGGUGCUUCUCACGCUCCUCUGGGCCCUCAGGCUUGCAGGGCAGCUCCUGGGCUGACCUGGGAGAGGGGCACUGCCAGCAGGCUCUCUCUGUCCUGCUGGUGGCUGCAAUCAUGGAUACCUGGAGCAAUGGGAAGAUGGCAGCCCGUUUCCUCACCCUGUACAAGGUGGAAAUCCCACACUUGCUCAGGGAACUCAAAGUGAAAGAGGAGGAAUCCCGAUGUCCACUUACGCAGCUUCUGAAGACUAAGAGGGAAGCUCGACUGAUGGAAAAGGCUCUGGCAGAGAAAGAUGAGACCUUCAGGGAGAAGAUGAAAGUCAUCACUGACCGAUGGAGGGCCCUGCAUGCCAAGAGGGUUCAGCUGAAAGACCACGUGGAGAAGUCUGGGAGAAUUAUACAGGAAAAUGAAGAGGCACGAAUCCUAGCUCUGAAGAUAGACAGCAAAGAGAGAGAGGAGAAUAUGCAAAAGGACAGUGAGCUUUUGAGAGCUAAGACGAAAUUGGAAGCCCUCAGAAAAGAGCACUGGAAACUCUGCAAAAAAGUACAGAAGUACUCUGUCUUCAAGAAAUACCUGGAGGACGUGGUGAAAGUCUCACAGUUUGAGGACAUCCCAGAAGUCGCUUCACGGUACAGGUUGCUGGUGAGGACACACAAGGACCUUCUGCAGUCACAACAGGGGCACAAGGAACUGACUGAGCAAGACAAGCUGCUCCUGGAACAGUACAGGGCAGAGAAAGAAGCUGAGAUGCUUCAGUACAAAAGGGAGCUGGUGCAGCUCAAACUACGUUUUGAUCAGGCUCAGAGAGACAUCCUCCUCUGGGAGGCUCGCUGGGCUGACAUCCAGAACAGGACUUCCAGGAAAACCAGGAAGUUUUGGACCAUCAAGCUGGCCAUCCACGACCUUUUCCAGUCCACCAACAUGCGGCUGAAUGCGGAGUGUAAUGUGUCAGCAGAUGACAGCCUCAAACAGCUCGACAUGAUAAAGCAGUUUAUCCAGCACCUCGAAGACAUCCAUCUCUUUGGGGGACAAGAAGAAGCACCAGUGAGCAGCUACACUGAUGAAGCCAAAGGAAACCUGACUUGCCCUGACAACAAAGGUUCAGUAGGUUGGGAAGGGAAAGAGGAGAACCCUAGAGAUACUGUAGACUAAAGAAAAAAACAAAG